Molecule: messenger RNA, 1371 nt
Organism: Pipistrellus nathusii (Nathusius's pipistrelle)
Lineage: Eukaryota; Metazoa; Chordata; Mammalia; Chiroptera; Vespertilionidae
Source: the annotation of a GenBank genome assembly
AUGGCUGCCCCCGGCCGGCGCGGGGCUGCGCUCUUCCCAGCGGUGUUAGGGCUUUGGCAGCUGGGCCCUGUCGCCCCGAGGGAGUGGGCGGCCCGGUUCCCGUCCCUCCUGGGCUGUCAGCGGAGGUGCGUGUCCUGUGCUGCAGGCGCCACUUCCUCUGGCCCCCUCCUGGCCUCAGCUUCUAGGCGUUAUGGCCCGAACUCGGCCCUGGAUCGCAUCCUCGGACUCUCUCAGCCUCAGCCCGACAGUUCGUUAACCUUGACUCCUCGCGUCCCCGCCGUGUCCAUGAACAGAGAUGAGCAGAAUCACCUCUUGGCUCAUCCCCCCAACAUGCCUGCGAAUCCCCGCGUCCUACGAGUGGCCAUUCUGGGUGCCCCGAAUGCAGGAAAGUCAACGCUCUCCAACCAGCUGUUGGGCCGAAAAGUGUUUCCUGUCUCCAAGAAGGUGCACACCACCCGCUGCCAGGCUCUGGGGGUCAUCACGGAGGAAGAAGCUCAGGUGAUUCUACUUGACACACCUGGCCUGAUCAGCCCUGUUGAAAAAAAAAGGCACAGUCUGGAGCUCUCUUUGUUGGAAGAUCCGUGGAAGAGCGUGGAAUCUGCUGAUCUGGUCAUAGUCCUUGUGGAUGUCUCUGACAAGUGGACUCGGAACCAGCUCAGCCCCAAAGUGCUCCAGUGCUUGACCCAGUUCUCCCAAGUCCCCAGCAUCCUUGUCAUGAACAAGGUAGAUUGCCUAAAGAAGAAAUCAGUUCUCCUGGAGCUCACGGCUGCCCUCACUGAAGGGGUGGUCAAUGGCAAGAAGCUCAAGAUAAGGCAGGCCUUCGGGUCACAGCCAGGCAUCAGCUGCCCCAGCCCAGCAGCUCAGGACCCAAACACACAGUCUGUGAGAGGCCCUCGGAGGACUGGCUGGCCCCACUUCCAAGAGAUCUUCAUGUUGUCAGCCCUGAGCCAGGAGGAUGUGAAAGUACUAAAGCAAUACCUCCUGGCCCAGGCCCGGCCAGGGCCCUGGGAGUUCCACAGUGAAGUCCUCACUAGCCAGACACCUGAGGAGAUCUGCUCCAACAUCAUCCGAGAGAAGCUUCUAGAGCACCUGCCCCUGGAGAUGCCCUACAAUGUGCAGCAGAAAACCAUUGUGUGGGAGGAAGGGCCAAAUGGGCAGCUGGUGAUCGUACAGAAGCUUCUGGUGCACAAAGAAUCACAUGUGAGGAUCCUGAUUGGUCCAAAGGGGAGCCUGAUUUCCAGGAUUGCAGAUGAGGUGGGCCGCGACCUCAUGAACAUCUUCCUCUGUGAUGUUCAGCUCCGCCUCUCUGUGAAGCUCUCCGAUGGACCACCCUCUGCUCUCGCAGCCCAUGCUUCUGGCAGGAGCUACUGA